Molecule: messenger RNA, 1890 nt
Organism: Pseudomassariella vexata
Lineage: Eukaryota; Fungi; Ascomycota; Sordariomycetes; Amphisphaeriales; Pseudomassariaceae
Exons: 4
Coding region: 1-1890 (629 amino acids)
Source: RefSeq, a predicted model, not a curated record
AUGGCUAGCCAGCAGAUUCAAGAUACUCCGCAGCGACAACCAACUCACCCCGAGGUCUCAGAGUUCAUGGUGAAGAGAUUGGAUGGGAAAACCGUGUCAGCUUUGAAUGCCACCUCAAGCUCGGGAGUUGUUUUCAAUGGUCUGAUCGAUGAAUGGGUUCCAGAGCGAGAUGAUGAUAAUGAACAUAACUUCAAUGAGAUAUACAGUCGCUGCGUCGAAGCUCAGAACUCGCUGAUCACCACGGCGAAUAAGUUUUGCAAGAAGCGCAAGCUCCCCAGCAUCGGCCAUGCGAACAUAAACUCGUGGGACGAAGUCGAAGAAUCAGUGUUGAAUGCCUGCAAUGCCCUGGAAAAGCUGUCUGAGCGGGACAAAAACGUGCCAAAAGGCUUGACAGGGAGGAUGAGGAGUGCAUUUCGAACACUCUGUCAACACUCUGGGGCUGGCAUGACCUUAUUGAACCUUGUGCCAACUGACUCUUACUGCUCAGUACUAUGCGGAGGUCUGAAGGUCAUCUUUACUGGUCUUCAGCAGACAGGCACCUAUCGACAAGAGAUCUACAAGGCUCUCGAGGAACUGCCGCUGGUCUUAAAUGACCAUGCAGCGAUGAUAGACCUCAACAAGAAAGACGAGCAGCUUCAUAGACGGGCAGCGGUGUUAUAUACCUCGCUAUUCAGGCUUAUGGAGCUUAUCUUGGCCUGGUUCUUGAAGAACCCACUGGCCACUGUGGCCAAAAUUACCGUCAACCCUUCCGGGUUCUCUGAUCGACUGAAGGACAGAAUCGCCGAAGUCAAACUAGCAACUCAACAUUUCGGCUCUCACACUGCCAUAAUCUCCGCAAAGAGCCAACGACAAAUUCUGCAACAAAACCAUUCCAUCAUGUACAUGCAAGGGCAGAGCAUGCACAUGUCUCAGCAGAUCAUGGGCGGUAUCGAGGAAAUAAAUUCGCGUCUUCUUGUGCUCGAGAGACUGAAACCAUUCCUUGAGUGUCAACAAGACGCACUAGAGGACCGCAGACGGCAUGUGCUCCGCCAGAAAUCAAAGCCCAAACUCAUCAGCCCAGCUCCAGACGUCAGCGAUAUUUUGAAACGAUAUCUGUACGACCCAGAACUCAUUCCCACCGACUGCGAGAACGUUCUUAAAAUCCCACUGAGAGCCGGGCACGACAUCGAGGAAGACCGCGUCGUGGCUAUUCAGAACCAUCCACGUUUCAAUGCAUGGCUGGCCCUCAACGAAUCCUCCCUGCUCUUCAUCAACGCAAAUUCAGAUCCGACGUCAAAUCUCGAGAUGUCGGUAGUCAGCGCCAAAACCUUCCAGCGGGCUAUUGAUGUUUCCAACGAACAGAAAGGCUCAGCCACGGAACUGAUACCACUGGCAUUCUUCUGCAGCCAACACCGAGACUACCGUAAAGACGAGAAUGGACAUCCGGCAGAACUAGCUAUGAGCAUGCUUCUGCAACUGCUAGACAGCCAUCGCGAUUUCGACUCGGAAGACUUGGAAGUAGUCAUGGAUGAACUAAAUCCCCAAGACAUCACAAGCAUCUGUGCGAUGUUCGGCUUCUUUUUGGCAAAACUCCCUUCCAAUGCAAUCGUGAUACUCAUUGUGGAUGGCUUGAGGUUCUUUGCACAACCUGCGGAUCGACGCAAGCGGAUGGGCGAAGUGGUUGAGCACUUGGUUGAAAUCUAUCGGCAGCAGUCUGCAGCAACAUUAAAGUUCCUGUUUGCCAAUUCGACAGAAGCAGACUUUGUCGAGCACUUAUUAUCAGAUGAUGAGGUGUUGAGGAUCCCGAGGGACUUGAUUAGAGUCGGAGGAUAUAGCACUUGGAUGUGGAAGAGGCCGGUUGCUAUGAAACGCCCAGAACAUGGUGGAGAGGGUGGGAGCGAAAGCGACUGA